CUUACAGCUCCGUUUGUGAAUUUGUUGCGUCUAGAUUUGACGUGCGACAUUUUCAGCUUAGAGGAACAAUCUUCAACAAGACGUGAUGGCCGCCGGCGACUCUUUACCAGUCAUCAAGACUGUUCCGGUUCCUUCAGGCAGGGAGAACUUCGAGCAGAAACGCGCUGCCAUUCUUGACGAACUGGCCAACACAGUACCUGCAGAAUUUCGCAUUCCUCGCCACUAUAUCGACAAUCCUCCGCGAGACGUCACAGGCAUCCCUCGAGAAUGCGGUGUGCUGGAUCAAACAGACCUCGAAAUCACUGAGCAGUACGAUGUCACCGGUCUGGCCGAAGCUAUAGCAGCGAAGAAGUAUACUGCCGUUCAGGCUGCCACGGCUUUUAUCAAGCGGUCGAUCGUAGCUCAUCAGCUCAGCUGCUGCCUGAACCAGUGGUUCCCAGAGGAGGCUCUGAAGCGAGCUGAAGGGCUCGACCAACAUCUUGCUCGUACUGGCAAACCUGUGGGGCCUUUGCAUGGCGUCCCUAUCAGCAUCAAACAACAUUUUCCCCAGGCAGGAACAUGGUCAGAUUUGGGCUUCCUUGCGACAAGGCAAUAUGAUGAGGAGGACUGCAUCAUUGUUGGAAUUCUACGGAAGCUCGGAGCAGUUUUCUAUUGCAAGACAAAUCAGCCCCAGGGUAUCAUGCAUAUCGAAGCUGAUGGCUACCUCGGCCGCACACUCAAUCCUCAUAACAUCCACCUCAGCUCUGGCGGCUCGUCAGGUGGCGAAUCUGCUUUAAUCGCACUGCGAGGCUCCAUCAUGGGACUUGGCUCAGACAUCGGAGGCAGCAUUCGAGUUCCAAGUGGGUUCACCGGAAUCUGGGGCCUGAAACCUACUGCCAACACACUGCCUGGUCGCGAUAUGCUUCAUCACGGCAGUCCAGCCGAGCUCAACGUCCUCGCCACAUCAGGGCCCAUGUGCCACUCACUUCGCGACGUCGACCUCUUCAUGCGCGAGGUUCUUGCCACAAAACCGUACCUUCUGGAACCACAGGUCGUUCCAAUUCCAUGGACUGGCCUCGCAACCAGUACCGACUUCUCGUCUUCCAAGCCUCUCAAGAUCGGCAUCAUGAUGAACGACGGCUUUAUUCAGCCGCAGCCACCAGUAAUCAAUGCCCUCGAGGAAGCAAAGAAACGACUGGAAGCAUCUCCUCUCUUCGAAGUCAAGCCAUUCACCGCUUACAAGACCGAAGAAGCCUAUAGUAAGCUCUUACAGAUCUACUAUCCUGAUGGCGCGAAGAAAGUACACGAGCUACUCGAAUCGAGUGGUGAGCCUGUGCAUAAGCUGACACCACCUGCUGGGUUUAUCGAGCCUAUUAACGACGGUGAUGGCAUCUCCAAAGUCCGCCUGUACCGCGACCAAUUCAGAGCUGCAUCUUCGAGACACUGGGCUUCUCAAGAUGUCGACCUCGUCCUUUGUCCGAUGCAUGUUGGUCCGGCGUCCGCGCACGACACUGGCGCUUAUCUGAGUUAUACCACCGCGUGGAACUUCUUGGAUUGCCCCGCAAUAGUCUUUCCUAGUGGGAUCCGAGCCGGAAAGAAAGGCACUGAGCAUUAUGCCGAUGAUGGAAAGCCUUGGAAUGAUUCUGAUGCUGGAGUUCGAGCUUUGUGGGAGAAGAAUGAUUAUGAAGGUGCUCCGAUUGCUUUGCAACUUGUUGCGAGGAGACAUCAUGAUAAUUUCUUGGUGGCUGCUGUUGGGUUGAUGCAGGAGGCUUUGCAGCUCAAGUAGAAAUUCAUAAACCGGCGACCGAGGUAUCGUCUAUCAACU
Messenger RNA from Cercospora beticola, 1804 nucleotides. RefSeq lists its product as uncharacterized. The record is from RefSeq and is a predicted model, not a curated record. Lineage: Eukaryota; Fungi; Ascomycota; Dothideomycetes; Mycosphaerellales; Mycosphaerellaceae.